AAAACUAUGAAUUCGCCUUAACCAUGAUUUAUCCUUUUUAGAACAACUGUGAAAAUCUCCAAACAUCAAUGCAAUUCUCCUUAGACUUUAAUGUCAGAAAUAAUUAAAUUGUUUCGAAUUUAAAAAAUGCACGCACGUAAAAACUGCUGUGGGCAAAAAAUUAUUUUUUCACACAUACAUCCUGCAUAAAAUGACUUGCUCAAAAAUCAGACGCGAGCUCAAGUGUAAAUUUCCACCAUGUCCAUGUGAAAAGUGCUCGAAAUUUCGCGGUGAUAAUGGCAUCGGUCCAAAUUCGACAAACAGUUGUUCUGAUAUUCCACCAGGGCGGCCAAUUCCGAAAUAUAAAUUUCAGUGCAAAUGCCCUUAUGAACCGGAAAUAAUUGGCCCAAAAUAUGAAAGAAAAUGUCCACCACCGCCGCCGAUACGGACGCAGUUCAGACGAAGCAGCGAUCCCAAAGGAAAUUGCCCGGAAGAUGAUUGUAAUACGGGCAAAGGUUGUUGCAAUACCGGACGCAAUUUUCUUACUUUCAUGAUAAACCUGAUCGGUUUUGUUGCAUUGGUAAUUAUAUGGGCUAUUGCAUUUUGGCUUUGCGUGUUUCAAUGGACAGUUAUCUUAAGCUUCAAAGUUUAUAAUUCAGACAGGACCACACAAGUCGCAGUUGCGAUUGUAAUUAUUAUACUAUUCCUACUGAUUCUGUAUUCUGCCACAUUGAGAGCAAUUAGAAGGGCUUUUUCUAAGCCAAAAGUAGGCAAGCUGCCACCCGCACGUGCACCUUCUCUGUCUCCGCAAAAAUCACCAAAAAAAGAAGAAACUUCCAGUAUGUUUUCUUGGAACUGGAGUCGAACGAAAGAAAGCACAAAACCUCAUACAUUCUGGUUGCCUUCGUUUAGACGGGAUACUGUACAAAAAAACGAUCAAAUGUCUUCCUCUUGGAUGUCUUUUUUUACUUGGGUUCGAUCGAAAAAAACAGAGGCGAAGCCAGAAACACACUUCUCUUGGAUGCCUUCAUUCAAAUGGACACAAUCCAAGCAGAAAGAACUUAAGAAGCCUGAGGCGCGCUCUUCUUGGAUUUCUUUGAUUAAAUGGCAUCAGAAAGAAAUUGAGCCGCCAACAAAACAGUCCUCUUGGGUGACUUCAUUCAGAUGGACACAAUCCAAGCAGAAACAAGUUCAGAAGCCUGAGGCGCGCUCUUCUUGGAUUUCUUUGAUUAAAUGGCAUCAGAAAGAAAUUGAGCCACCACCAAAACAAUCCUCUUGGCUGACUUCAUUUUCAUGGUUUCAUUCAACGACGAAAGCAACGGACAAUUUACUCAGGAAACAUGAAACUCAUACCAUUUGGUCACCCUGGACAUUUGAUUGGUGCCAUUGUGCCUCGUACAAGAAAGAGAGUUCUUCCUCAUGGAUGCCAUCGUUUAUGUGGGGUCAGUCAGCGCCUAAUAAGAAGACUCCUAGUAAAACAGCUUGCAACAGAUCGCCUGACGAAAUGAAAAAACAAAAAGUUACUGUUACCAUAACCGAUGAAGAGGCACGUCAAAUUUUCAAACAGUCGAAACUGUAUGCGAUACCAACAGAAAUGAAACAACCGCCGGCCUUGAUAAUCUAUUUAAGAGAUUUGAUACAAAGGAACACUGAUUAA
This is a messenger RNA of Rhagoletis zephyria (snowberry fruit fly), 1636 nucleotides long. RefSeq lists its product as uncharacterized. NCBI's taxonomy places the organism in Eukaryota, Metazoa, Arthropoda, Insecta, Diptera, Tephritidae. The record is from RefSeq and is a predicted model, not a curated record.